Molecule: messenger RNA, 865 nt
Organism: Eleginops maclovinus (Patagonian blennie)
Lineage: Eukaryota; Metazoa; Chordata; Actinopteri; Perciformes; Eleginopidae
Product: ladderlectin-like
Exons: 8
Coding region: 156-707 (183 amino acids)
Source: RefSeq, a predicted model, not a curated record
UUCACAAAAAGUAGAUGACUCAGUGACUGACAGUGUGUAUAAAGAUACCAGAGCCUCCUGUCUGAUACCUGAAGAACCUUCACAUUUACCUGGAUGCUGCUUCUCUCUACCUGUGAGCAUUCACCUUCCUCCAGACGUCACCAUACGGUUUCAUCAUGAAGAUUCUUCUGAUCCUCUCGGUCAUCCUCUGUGUCACUCUGUCCAUCAGGGCUGCGGCAGUUGUUACCGCUGAUGCUGAUGCUGCUGCAGUAAAAGAGGAAAACAAUUCUUCACUAAAAUCAGGGAUGAAUGCUGACACGGCUGUUCUACCUCAAGCUCGUUUUUCUUUCUGUCUUGAUGGCUGGCUUAGUUUCCGUGGUAACUGCUACUACUUAUCCAACAAUGUUGACACCUGGAGAAAUGCAGAGAGCUUCUGUGCUGGUUACGGUGGCAGUCUGGCCUCCGCGCACAACAUCUGGGAGUACAACUUCCUCCAGCGUGUAGUCAACACGGGGGGGCACACUUUUGCAUGGAUUGGAGGUUACUUCUUCGAGGGUGACUGGAGGUGGGAGGAUGGCUCAGAGUUUAACUUCCAUCACUGGGAAACAUUGAGCUCUACUGACCAUUACCAGUGCCUGCAGGUCGACUCUCAAGGGUCCAGAGGCUGGUCCAACCAUGGCUGCAGCAUGAGCUUCCCCUUUGUUUGCCAGGUGAAGCCAAACUGUUAGUCAUCACCGCAGCAGACACUGGAGCGGAUGUUGGUUAUUCAAAAUAAAAUCAUGUCACUGUCAAGAUAUUACACAAUGUAGAGGUUGUUGUUGUUUGUAUUAUCAUUGUAAAAGGCUGUAUCUUUUCUUAAACAAUAAAAAUGAGUAAUAAAUAUUCA